This is a messenger RNA of Electrophorus electricus (electric eel), 3935 nucleotides long. The record is from RefSeq and is a predicted model, not a curated record. Lineage: Eukaryota; Metazoa; Chordata; Actinopteri; Gymnotiformes; Gymnotidae.
UAAACAAAAACUGCAAGAUAGUCGCGUAUGAUUUUCUCAUGGCGAUGUAAAGUCCUCCAGUCCUCCAGACUUGUACUUGUUGAGUGUAUCUGAGCUGUGAAGUGUUGCAGACAGUGCGAGUCAUGAUUUGGGGAAACCGGUUUUUUGUUUUUAUUAGAAGCUCUAAGGACUACUUACAGUAUACAUCAAGCAAGACGUGAGGGGGAUUUUUAGCUCUAACGCUGUCACAGGCAACGUAAACCGACAGCAAACUGCGGUGAGUCCACCGCAGAAGUGAAAGAGGAAGGAAGAGCAACGAUUUCCUCGCCAGAAUGUGUGCGCUCGCUCAGGAGGAAGAUUCUAGGCGUUUGCGAAAUAAAUUUAAUUUGCGGUGACGUAUUUCACGCGCUCCGUGGGUUUUGUUUGCUUUCAUUUUGAUGUGACGUGCUUUCGUGUCUAUUGUUCGCUGGAAAAAUGGCGAAGCUGAGCGAGCAUGGGAUCCGUCUUAGUUCUAUGAGCCCAUCUUACCUGAACAGUAAUUCAACUAGUCACACUUGGCCGUUCAGUGCUGUUGCGGAGUUAAUAGAUAAUGCAUCUGACCCUGGGGUCACAGCCAAGCAGAUCUUUAUUGAUGUGGUAACUGUGAAAGGGCAGCUAUGUCUCAGCUUUACAGAUAACGGAAGUGGGAUGACUCCUAAUAAACUCCAUAAAAUGCUCAGUUUUGGCUUCACAGAUAAAGGAUCGGGAAAGUCUAGUCACCAGGCCAUAGGAGUCUAUGGGAAUGGCUUCAAGUCAGGUUCAAUGCGUUUGGGUCGCGAUGCUCUAAUCUUCACAAAGAAUGGAGGAUGUCAGAGCAUAGGCAUGCUUUCUCAGACCUUCCUGCAGGCCAUUAAAGCCCAAGCUGUCAUAGUCCCCAUUGCUCCAUUCAACCAACAGACCAAGCGUUUGAUAAUAACAGAGGAUUCUGAGGCCAGUCUCAGAGCUAUACUCACUCACUCCCUCUUCAGAUCAGAUUCAGAACUGCAGGAACAGCUGAACUCAAUUCCUGGCAAAAAGGGCACCAAAAUCCUCAUCUGGAACAUACGCAGGAACAAGGACGGGAAGCCGGAGUUCGACUUCGAGGCAGACCAGGAGGACAUUCGCCUGCCAGAGAUCCGCUCAGAAGAGACAGAGGGGAGAGGGAAGAGGAGCUACUUUGGUCCUCGCCGGACUGAACACAUUGUUCCUGAAAUGGACUACUCCCUCAGAGCAUAUCUCAGUAUUCUAUACCUGAAACCCAGGAUCCAUAUCAUCCUUAGGCAAAAGAAAGUCCAGACCAAACUCGUGGCUAAGAGUCUCUCCAUGAUUGAGAAUGAUGUUUACAAGCCACAAUUCAUUAAUGAGCGAGUGAAGAUAACCUUUGGAUUCAACCGUAAGAACAAAGAUCAUUACGGCGUCAUGAUGUACCACAACAACAGACUCAUCAAGUCCUAUGAAAAAGUGGGCUGCCAGAUCAAGUCUUCAGGCCAAAGGUCAGGAGUAGGGGUCAUUGGAGUUGUUGAGUGUAACUUCCUGAAACCAGCUCACAACAAGCAGGACUUCGAGUACACCAAAGAGUACAGACUCACAUUAGCUGCACUCGGCCUCAAACUCAAUGACUACUGGCGGGAGAAAAAGGAAAAAAAAGCGAAAGAGCGAGCAUUCCGAGCCCUGGAGAGGAAGAGCGCAGACGGGCAUGCAGAGGAAGACGAAGAGAACGCCGAGGAGGAAGAGGAGGAAGAGGAAGAAGAGGAAGAAGUGGAUGUGACGUGGAUUCAGUGUGAGGACUGUAUGAAGUGGAGGGGCAUUUCCACCCACCUGUUUUCAGGAAACAUCCCUGAGCUAUUCACUUGCUGCCAGCACCCCAUCGCCCGUCUAAGGAGCUGCUCGGUGCCAGAGGAUCCAGAGGAGAUGAUAGACGAGCUGACACCUAGCUAUGAGAAAACGCACAAACGACAGGAAAAAGCCCAGAUGAAAAGAAGAGGAAAAUCUGGGGAGGGAGGUAAAACUCAAUUAGCAAGCAGGGAGACACUGCAUGAGCCUGACAUUACAAUGGACACAGAGACUGAGGACAAUGAACUCGACUCCAGGCCACCUACGCCGGAGCCGCCACGCCCACACGGCAACAAAAGGAAAGCAGCAUGGAAAAGAAAUGGAACAGGUAACAAGUCUUCAAGAUGCUCCGAGUCCACUGACCUCUCUUCUGAAAAAGAAAUAACAGCGGCAACCACAGAGAGAAAUCCAGAAACUCCAGAGAUGAGCAGCAGCAAGGACCCGGCCUCAAGUAUGGUGAACCAGGAGGACAAAGUUCAAAACUCGACAGAAUCUCCCGAGACCUCAGGUCCUUCUGUGAGCCAGGGUCCUCCUGAGCAGCAGACCACUCUGGAGCCUCAGACUAAAGAGCAGCCCAGAGCCGCUACCAGCUCACCAGGGUGGCCUCACUCACUCACCCCCCAACCCUCUAUGGCUUGGUCCCAUCCCCUACCCCCAGCUCAAACAGUGGUGGUACCUCCCCUCAGCCGCACCAGCCGACAGCCGGUGUCCCCACUACCGGUGGAGGGCGCGGACCGACCGGCGCUUGUCGGGAAGCUGGCUCAGCUGGAACGGGAAGCAAAGCGCCUGCGAAGACUCCUCAGCCUCCAGGACGUGGCUCCGCUGGUGGAAGGGGAGGCACAGGGGUCAGCAGUGGAAGGCGCGACUGCGGAAGACGGGGGCAUGGAUCCCACUGCUCAGAAUACACAGACCCUGACUAAUGCCUGUAGUGACCCAGGGCUCGAAACCUUGGCAAAUGCUUCUGUGGCAACCAAGAAGUCAGAACUUCAGUCAGACAACCAAAGUACUUCAAAAAAAAAUACCAAGCCCCCAAGCCAGCAGGGGGUGCCAGUAAGCUCCACAGAUGACCUACACUGGAGUAAGACACUGGCCAAACUGCAGAGCCAAAACCAGGCUCUCUCUGCAGAGCUGAGUAAACUGAAAAGAGAGAGAGAACAGCUCCUAAACAAAGUGAGACAAGCAGAGAGAGAGACAAGGGAAAGGAGAGAUCAAAGCACCAGCACACCCUCUAAUGCUCAUGAUAGUAUUAUAAUGGAGCGAUUGCGCUCAAUACGCCGGAACGUCGUGUCUCUCCUGUCCUCCAUCCUUCCCAAUUUGGACAUGCAGGGCAUCAGCUAUGACACGGGAGACGUGGACAGCAUUUUGCAGCAGAUCAUCCAGGCUAACAACCUCUGAUCUCCCAACCCUGCUUAUAACAGAGCUUCAACAUAGAGAAAGUAACUGGAACUGGUUACGCUGCAGUGCUAAUAGCUGCAGUUCCCAGUGCAGUUCCUAAAGCUGAGCUGAGUACACUAAGGAAGCAUAGAAGGAAACAACCACUGAACCCUGCAGUGCUUAUUACUCAGCACCAGUUGUGCCAUACAAGGGGUAAAUUGAAUGAUUAUAGGGCCAUGUGACUGACAAGGGCCCUAAAAAAUGAUUAGGUCGUUAGCAGGUAGGGUACAAAAUCCCUGGUGAGUAGCACCACAGUAAAGAACUAUAUAAGCUAACAGCUAAUCACGUCAGGCCUGUUCUUAUAGCUGUGCACCUACAGAGAUCAGAGAUUUUAUUCCUGUUACACACCAAACUAAUAAAUGCUUGUGUUGUGUUGAGGUUUAUACACCACUAUUAAUUUAAUACAAACUAAAGUUGAAGAUUUUUUUUUUUUUUUAAUGGUACGAUACAAUAUUGUUUGCCGUUGCUGUUUUUCAUGGAUGUUUGGUCAUCUGUAUGGCUUUGCGAAACACAAAAGGUUGCAUAGUUUAGGCAGGCCAGAUCCGUUUGUUGUUUCUUACAAAACCUUAUUUUUUUUAUUGAAAAGAUGUUUGUGUACUACAAAAUGAUUUUCUUAAACUGUUUUUGCUUGAUGGAUACUACAGCAAUAAAGUAAGCCAUUUUUCAGAAAA